Molecule: messenger RNA, 4577 nt
Organism: Ochlerotatus camptorhynchus
Lineage: Eukaryota; Metazoa; Arthropoda; Insecta; Diptera; Culicidae
Exons: 2
Coding region: 66-4577 (1503 amino acids)
Molecular function (GO): protein binding; ATP hydrolysis activity
Source: RefSeq, a predicted model, not a curated record
CCCGCUUCUCGAAUGGGCGAUUUUAAUACCAGUCAGCUACGUUUCCGAGUCAGAUCACCAGCAAUAUGACGGAGCAGCAAGCAACGGACCUGUCCACUGCGGACGACUACGUUUGUGGGGAAAAUCCCGGCGCACAUGGAAACAUCUACCAGCGGGACCUGGCAUUUGUGCUGUUUGUGCGGGGAACUCUGAUGAAUUACAAGUUCAAGCUGGCCACGGAGAUGACGGUUGCCGGCAAGUUUGACGAUGUUAUCGUGUACGUUAAAGAUCUUGGCGAAACGUGGCUUGUUCAAGCGAAGCAUGCAAUACUGGAUGGGUUGAAUCCGAGGAAGAUUUCUCACCAGGAGCUGUUUCCCACGGAUGACAGGCUUAAGGGGAAAGAUUUCGAUCUGUUUAAGUACAUGAAGUCGUACUUUCGGGUGAAACGUGACGUCAAAGGCAAGAAGCGUUGUUUUAUAUUCACCAACAAAGACCUAGAAGAGUCGACUGGCCUCAGGAAGUGGGCACAGAUGGUUCCUGGAAAUGUGAACGAUAUGAUGGAUUUUUCAAAAUUUGGAGGUUCCUAUCGAACGUUCAAGCUGGAGGGGGGAAAAGUUUCCCACAUACUAGUUAUUAUGAACCAAGAAUUAAACAAAAUUAAACUUGCUUUAGUAGAGCUGUUUCAAUGCGGACAGGUUGAAAGAGUGUUGACUGACUUCAAGACACCAUUGGCCGAAGUAUUGACUGUUAAGGAUGGCGUUCUACGGUUCACCGAGGGCUUCCUAAGCACGGACUCUGAUCUGAAGAAGGUUCUUCUGGAAUCAAAUCCAAGCAUCAGGGAGUUGAGAAGGGAUGCUGACCAAGCGAUAAGAGAAUUGCUUGAUGGUAGAAACAGCAGAAACAGGGAUUUUCCAGCGCUAAUGACUGAAGGUGAUGUGAACGAGUUUUUCGAGAGUCUAACCUUGUGUUUGAACCAACCGAAUGAGCUUAGAAAAAUUGUCGACUGUGAUCUGCGCUUGUGGUUGAAGGAUUGGGUGCGUCCCGAUGAGCUUGGGAAGUUUGGUGAUAGUCAGCUGAUGCUGACUGGAACAAAGUUCGAUGUCGUUUUCAAAAGCUGGGACGAGCCAAGCAUGACUGGUGUGGUGGGAAGAAGGGAACGGAAGCCUUUUCUAUGCUCCAGCGAAGGAGCCAAAUGUUUCGAUGAGGCAACCAAGGAACUGCAACAAAGUACGACGAAAAUCCCGGAGGUGUUGAGACGCUACUACGUUAACCGAGAGAUAGUUUACGAUCGAGCUGGGGUGUUGUCUACGAUCAGUGAUACGAACAUGGCAAAGCAACUGACAAGGGAUUUUGGCCAGGAUAAAUGUCUCAUUCUGAUAGCUGAACCCGGUAUGGGCAAAACGACUGUCCUCCAGUACAUGUCUUUCGAAUCACAGAAACAGUCCAGCACGGUGCCGACGUAUCUAAUAUAUUUGAACGGCCUUAAAGAUAAACUGCAGGAAACGGGUGAUUGCACUAACCUAGACUCAGUACUGGGCAUCUUGGAGGAAGUCCUAUCCAGGCAGAGCUGUUCUAUUAUACAAGAAACUGCACGGGCCAAACAUGAUCACAUGCAGAUUUUGUUUUUCCUGGAUGGGUUUGACGAGGUUCCCUCCUCGCAGAAUGCUAAAGUUAUUGAAAUUUGCCGACAGUUGUUGACGAUGGAACGGGUCAGGAUUAUAAUCAGUGGCCGAAGGCACGUGAGGGACGUUCUGGUGACAUCUCUUGAGGCUGUUAUUACCAGUCUAGUACCGCUGAAGAGUGGCGAGCAAAUGGAUUUUUUGAAAAAGUUUUGGAAUGUCCAAAGCUUCCAGGACUUUGCUAUGCCAAAAUUUCAAAAAUAUGCCUCACUCUUGCUGGAAAAGUUUCACAAGAAUAUCAAACGCUCUGAGUACGACUUUACUGGAUUGCCUCUGAUGGUGAGAUUGUUGGCUGAAAUCUACACCGACCAUUUCGAACGGUUCAUGCAGACGGACGACACCGACGACAGCGAUUUGGCAGUGUUUGAAAGUGGGACAUUCAGUGUGGUUGUAUUGUUUGAACAAUUCGUUAGGAAGUCGUUUUGCAUGAAGAUGUUGAAGAAGUUUAACCUGAAUGCCUACUCAAAGCAUGACCCAUUCGAUGACGAGUUGGAGCCAGUGUUCCGGCAAACUGUUUUCGAACAUCAAUUGGCAGCCAUCAAAGAGCUUAACAUUUCCGAGCUUCAGGGUGACCUUACAGAGCAUUCGAAGGCCUACGAAGUGUUCAUGAAGCGAAUCGAAGAUGGAAAGGAAAAGUCCCUCUUGAUCAAUGUAUCAGGAGUAAGGGUUCAGUUUUUGCACUUGUCCUUUGGGGAAUACUUCAUUGCGAGGUAUUUGUAUGACAAUGCUAAUCGUUCCGAACAGCAUUUAUUGCCCAUUCUAGAGAAAAGGGAAGUCGUUCGAAGGUUCUUCCUUAUGUUUGUCGAAGAAAAUCUUGACGCAAGUUCAGAACCUUUUAAAAUUUUGGACAACAUUUGCAAUGCAAACCAAAUAGUUGCAUUCUGGGCAAGUGAAGCAGUAUGUGAAGGCAUGGUUCAAAACUUGCUGACAAAUAAUGACUUCCGGAGUACGCGCUUCGAACAAUAUGGCUCAUUGCUGCAUGUAUCAGCGAGUGUUGGUUCUGAAAAACUAACUGACGUCUUGAUUCAUAAACAUGGUAUGGAAGUCAACUGCUUAUCCAACGAAGACACCAACCCUUUCGAUGAAUUUAGCGGAGAUUCAAGUACUUUCCAAGAACAGCUUGAAAUCACAAGUCAACUGACACCGCUUCAUUUGGCCACCAGUCAUGGCCACAAGAAUGUUGCUGAACUUCUACUAGCCUAUUCUGCCGAUGUGAAUGCCCGAAACACUAGAUUACUCACUCCGCUGCAUUUGGCUGCCCAACGUGGUUUUGUGGAUAUCGGGCAAAUGCUUAUCGAUCACCAGGCAGACGUUAACGCUCAGGAUGAAUACAAACGAACAUCACUUCACUUGGCGGCUCGUUUCGGUCACAUGUCCAUUGUAGUCCAGCUAACAACUCAUGCAGCCGAUUUAAAUGCUCAGGACUACGCUGGAAUUACACCAUUGCACUUGGCAAUUGCAAACGGCCACGUAGAAAUUGUAAAACAUCUCAUCGUUGACGGACUAGUGGACGUUACCUUGCCCAACAAAGCAGGAACUGCUCCUCUGCAUGUGGCCGCCGAGAGCGGCCAAACCGUCACAGUACAGUUGCUAUUGAAUCGACAAGUCGAUGCGGGUGUAAAAAAUUAUAGUGGCUAUACACCUCUUCACCUGGCAGCUCAGAAAGGCCAUGCAGAUAUUGUAAGGCUACUUGUGGAACGGGCAUCCGCCGAUGCAAACGCUUUGGCCGGUACGGAAACACCCCUGUCCUUGGCAGCUUCAGCCGGGUGUACAGAGAUCGUUCGGUAUUUUAUCAAUCACUUAGCCGAGGUAAAUUCGCUGGAUAAACAUGUUGCCAAAGCAUUUUGGGUGGCUGUUCAAUCAGGUCAUACAGACAUUUUCAAACUACUAUUGAAUCAAUCAGCGGAUGUGAACGCUAAACAAGAGACUUUAGAAAUAACUCCACUUCAUAUCGCAGCUUCUCAUGGGUUUAUAGAUAUCGUGGAAGUGCUGCUCGACCAUUCAGCAGAGGUCGACGCCAGGGAUAUGGAUGAUGCAACGCCACUCAUGUUGGCGUCCGAUCAAGGUCACAAUGAAGUUGUGAAGCUUCUGCUGAAGCGAUCGGCCAAACCGAACGCCCAGAAAUCGAACAAAUGGACAUCCCUUCACUUUGCGUGCUAUAGAAAUCAUCAAGAAGUUGUGGGUGCACUUCUGGAUGGGAUGGCCGAUGUCGAUGCCAGGAAUGAGGAAGAAUGGACCCCCCUCCACUGGGCAGCCCGUUAUGCACAUUUGGAAAUUGCUGAACUACUUCUCGAUCGGUCUGCCUCGAUCAACGUCCAGCAGAAAGACAAAGACACCCCUCUUCACCUGGCAAUUCGCUACGAUCAGACUAUGGAAGUUGUCCGGUUACUUGUCAAACGCUCAGCGGAUCUGAACAUCCGGAAUAAAAAGCUCCGGACACCACUGCACAUGGCAGCUCAUUUCGAUCGCAAAGGCAUAGUGAACAUAUUGAUUAAUGCAGAAAACCUUAACUCCCAGGACAGCAAUGGCUGUACACCGCUUCACUUGGCCGUGGAGAAAGGUGCCGAUGAAGUUGUGAAAGCACUGAUACACCACACAGCAAACGUACUAAUUCAGCAGGCAAAAGAUAAAUGGACACCACUGCACCUGGCGGCCCGCCAUGGCCGUUCAGAAAUAGCCAAACUACUGAUAGAUGCCAGCGCCGAUGCAAUCGAAGCACGGGAUAAGGAUAAUAGUACAGCUCUUCACUUGGCAGCUCGCUAUGGCCAUGUGGACACAGUGCGGUUGUUGAUCGAUCAUUCAGCAGACGUAACCGCUCGACAGAUAAAUGGGAAAACACCUCUCGACUUGGCAACUAAAUAUCGCUGUAAGAGCGUCAUUAGCGUGUUGAAUGGUCAGUCUCGGAUCUUGGCAGCAUGA